Anopheles darlingi is the source of this 825-nucleotide messenger RNA. It is a transcript of the gene MED18, whose product is annotated as mediator of RNA polymerase II transcription subunit 18. The record is from RefSeq and is a predicted model, not a curated record. Gene Ontology annotation, biological process: regulation of transcription by RNA polymerase II; termination of RNA polymerase II transcription. Gene Ontology annotation, cellular component: core mediator complex; mediator complex. Gene Ontology annotation, molecular function: transcription coregulator activity. NCBI's taxonomy places the organism in Eukaryota, Metazoa, Arthropoda, Insecta, Diptera, Culicidae. The coding region runs from base 73 to 708 and encodes 211 amino acids. The transcript is spliced from 3 exons.
GCUGAUUUUUGUGCGUGCGUUCGUCGCUUGUUUCUCUAAUUUUCGUGUUUAAGUGCAUUUCUACGACUAAUUAUGGGUGCACAAGUGAAUGCGGCAGAGUUGCUGCAACAGGCCCUUAGCUCAAACAUCAUUCCCAAUCAGGAGUUUUUAUUGCAAGGCUCUAUCCUCGACUCGGCCGCCGAAAAUCUACUGCACCGAUUACGGGGCCUGUGUGAUAAUGUGGAUGCCAGUCCGGAAACGUUCAGCGACAUCGAGAUGUGCUUUAGCCUCAAGCUACCGAGCGAAAAGGCCCCGGUCAUGACCGUCAGGGUGCGGCGAGCACAGGAUGUGGAGGCACCGCUACAGCUACGCUACAUCGGUCAACCGGAACUGGGCGAUCGGACACGGCCGACGCUCGUGCGAAGUAGCCUCGAUAUCGCCUGCACCCCGCACGUGAUCGAUUUCCUUACCGAGAUGGGCUUCCGGCUGGACUUUGAGUACUCCACCAAGGGUUACAUGUUCCGGAAGGGUCGCAUGAAGAUUACGGUGUCGAAGAUUCUGAAAAACAUGACCGAACCCAUCUCCCAAAGCUACCUCGUCGAGCUGUCCGUGCUGGCACCGAAAGGGCAGGAUGCGAUCGCCGAAGAUAUGCGCAUCUUCGCAGAGCAGCUGAAACCGCUCGUGCAGCUCGAGAAGAUCGACUACAAACGGUUCGCCCAGAUGCCGUGAGCAUUUCUCUUUUUAGGGUUUUUAUUGAAACAAUACGUAUAUAUAUAUAUCUCUCAUCGCAUAAAAAUUUUUCACCAAUAAAAGACGCAUAUUUUUUGUUCUUCUUCAUAAAACUAA